Messenger RNA from Limanda limanda (common dab), 6383 nucleotides. RefSeq names its product 1-phosphatidylinositol 4,5-bisphosphate phosphodiesterase beta-4-like. Gene Ontology annotation, molecular function: calcium ion binding; phosphatidylinositol-4,5-bisphosphate phospholipase C activity. Lineage: Eukaryota; Metazoa; Chordata; Actinopteri; Pleuronectiformes; Pleuronectidae. The transcript has 40 exons. Gene Ontology annotation, biological process: lipid metabolic process; phosphatidylinositol-mediated signaling. Bases 172 to 3882 code for a protein of 1236 amino acids. The record is from RefSeq and is a predicted model, not a curated record.
CUCACCGCCGCCGGAUUAAAGCUCCUGCUGCAGCGAUAUCACGCCAAGACAUGAGCUUCUCCCGCUGAGUGUUAUUGAUGCUGAACUGAGUGGUCCAGUGCUGCUGUCCUCCAGUAUUUCCCUUCCCUCAGUUAUCUGUUCCUCUGUCUGUCACCAGCUUUGUGAGCAGCCAUGACGAAAUCCUACGUGUUCAACUGGCAGAAGCACCUGCCUGAGUUCAUGCAGGAAGGCACCUCCUUCGACAGGUUUGAUGAGGACCCGUACUUCUUUGAGCCCAGUUGUCAGAUGAGAGUGGACGAGUUUGGCUUUUUCAUCACCUGGAAGAGCGAGGGAAAGGAAGGCCAGGUGCUCGAGUGUUCGCUCAUCAACAGUAUCAGAGUCGGUGCCGUCCCGAAGGACCCGAAGAUCUUGACGUCUUUCGAGGCCAUUGGAAAGACGGAGGCCGACCUGGAGGGAUGCAUCAUCUGCAUCUGCAGCGGCACAGACCUGGUCAACCUGAACUUCAUGUUCAUGGUGGCAGAGAGCCCAGACACAGCCAGGAAGUGGAUCGAGGGUUUGAGGUCUGUGAUUCACAACUUUAAGGCCAACAACGUCUGUCCAAUGACCUGCCUCAAGAAACAUUGGAUGAGAAUGUGCUUCCUGACCAACGUGAAUGGGAAGAUUCCUGUGAGAGGCAUUACACGCACAUUCGCAUCGGGGAAGACGGAGAAAGGGAUUUUCCAGGCUCUGAAGGACCUGGGCCUUCCUAGUGGAAAGAACGAUGAGAUUGAACCAGUAGAUUUCACCUAUGACAUUUUCUACGCGCUCACACAGAAGAUCUGCCCUCGCACCGACAUCGAAGAUCUCUUCAAGAAAAUCAAUGGGAGCAAAACUGAUUAUUUAACUGUAGAACAGUUAGUCAGCUUUCUGAAUGAAAACCAGCGCGACCCCCGGUUAAAUGAGAUUCUGUUCCCGUUCUAUGACCAUAAGCGAGCCAUGCAGAUCAUUGACAAAUACGAGCGAGAUGACGACCUGAAGAAGAAAGGUCAAAUGUCCUGUGACGGCUUCUGUCGGUACCUGAUGUCGGAUGAAAACGCUCCAGUUUUCUUGGACAAACUGGAGUUGUACCAGGAGAUGGACCAACCGCUGGCCCAUUACUUCAUCAGCUCCUCCCACAACACCUACCUGACGGGACGACAGUUUGGAGGGAAGUCCUCCGUGGAGAUGUAUCGCCAGGUUCUCCUGUCAGGAUGCAGGUGUGUAGAGCUGGACUGCUGGGAUGGGAAAGGAGAGGACCAGGAGCCAAUCAUCACUCAUGGAAAGGCCAUGUGCACAGACAUCUUGUUUAAGGAUGUUAUCCAAGCGAUCAAAGAUACUGCAUUUGUCACUUCGGAUAACCCAGUUAUUUUGUCCUUUGAAAAUCAUUGCUGUAAACCACAGCAGUACAAGAUGGCCAAAUAUUGUGAUGAGAUCUUUGGCGACUUCCUCCUCAAACUGCCUGUGGAGAACUAUCCGAUUGAAGCUGGGCGCCCCUUGCCCUCUCCGAACGAGCUCAAACGUAAAAUCCUCAUCAAAAACAAGCGCUUGAAACCUGAAGUGGAACAGAAGCAGCUGGAGGCCUUCAAGAAACACAUGGAGGCCGGAGAGACCAACACCCCAGCCAUCAUCAUGGGAGAGGAGAAUGAAGAAGAAACAGAGAACGGAGAAAAAGAUGCUGAGGAUAAAGAUUUGACUUUGAAUUCGGAGGCAACGAGUGAGAAAGUAGCAAACAGUGUCCCCCAGGGUAACGCUGUCAACACGAAGAAACCGGAGGAACGCAUCAACAGUAUUAAGAAGGGAGCCGAUGAUGAAGUGACGGAGAUGUCAGAAGCCACAGAAGCAACAGACGCCACAGACAUCUCUGAAGCGUCCGACCAAGACAACAACAAGAAGGUUGCAGAAGAACCAGAAGACUCUGAAGAGGCUCUUAUCGCUCAGUACAAGUAUGUAGGAGCCACCACCAACAUCCACCCAUAUCUCUCAGCCAUGGUCAACUACGCACAGCCGGUCAAGUUCCAGAGUUUCGAUGUGGCAGAGGAAAGAAACAUCCAUCAUAACAUGUCAUCUUUCAACGAGUCUGUCGGCCUGGGUUACCUGAAGACCAACGCCAUCGAGUUUGUCAACUACAACAAGCGUCAGAUGAGCCGUAUCUACCCCAAAGGGGGCCGGGUGGACUCCAGUAAUUACAUGCCUCAGAUCUUCUGGAACGCAGGCUGCCAGAUGGUCUCACUGAACUUCCAGACCCCAGACCUGGCCAUGCAGUUGAACCAGGGAAAGUACGAAUACAACGGCUCCUGCGGGUACCUCCUGAAGCCUGACUUCAUGCGGCGGUCAGACAGGAUGUUUGAUCCCUUCUCAGAGACACCAGUGGAUGGUGUCAUCGCUGCAACCUGCAGUGUACAGGUAUUCUCUGGUCAGUUCCUGUCCGACAAGAAGAUUGGCACGUAUGUUGAAGUGGACAUGUACGGGCUGCCGACAGACACCAUCAGGAAAGAGUUUCGCACACGCAUGGUGAUGAACAAUGGGCUGAACCCCGCCUACAACGAGGAGCCCUUCGUCUUCAGAAAGGUGAUCUUACCGGAUCUGGCGGUACUGCGCAUCGCCGUUUACGACGACAACAACAAGCUGAUUGGCCAGCGCAUCCUGCCUCUGGAUGGCCUGCAGGCCGGCUACCGCCACAUCUCUCUGAGGAACGAGGGCAACAAGCCCCUGUCGUUGCCGACCAUCUUCUGCCAAAUCAUCCUAAAGACCUACGUGCCCGACGGAUUCGGAGCAAUUGUGGAUGCUCUAUCAGACCCAAAGAAGUUUUUGACCAUAGCAGAGAAGAGAGCUGACCAGAUGAAAGCACUGGGGAUUGACACGAACGACAUAGCAGACGUUCCCAGUGGCAGCUCCAAGAACGACAAGAAGGGAAAGGGUAAAGGAGACACGGUGAAGACCAGUGUGACACCGCAGACCAGCUCAGACAUGGGCCAGUCCUCCAACAGCGCCCAGAAUAACUCAGCAGAAAGCAAGAAGGAUAAUACACUGGUGCCUAAUAUCAACAUUGAUGACUUAAAACAAAUGAAGACGUACCUUAAACUGAUUAAAAAGCAACAGAAGGAGCUGAGCACUUUAAAGAAGAAACACGUUAAGGAUCAAAAUAUAAUGCAGAAAGCCCACUGCAGUCAGAUGGAAAAGUUGGUCUCUCUGAAUGAUAAGGAAAAGACAAACCUGGAGAAACUGCUGGAGAAAGCCAUCAAGAAACGUGGGGAAAACAACUGCCAAGAGCUGAAGAAGGAGACAGAAGAUAAGAUCCAAACACUUGUCACUGAUCAUAAAGCCAAGGUGAAGAACAUCACAGCACAGCACACUAAAGAGUGGUCAGAUCUGAGCAGCAGUCACAGCAGCGAGGAGCAGGAGAUGAAGGACAGCCACGUCACACAACAGUGUGAACACCUCAAGAAACUCCUGACCACGGUCCAGGAGCAGCAGACCGUGCAGCUCAAACUCAUCCAUGAGCGGCAAAGCAAAGAGAUGCGGGCCAACCAGGCUAAGAUGUCCAUGGAAAACAGUAAAGCCAUCAGCCAGGACAAGACCAUCAAAAACAAGGCAGAGAGAGAGAGGAGAGUGCGAGAGUUAAACAGCAGCAACACCAAGAAGUUCCUGGAUGAGAGGAAGAGGCUGGCUAUGAAGCACCAGAAGGAGCUGGAGUCGCUAGAGAAAAACCAGAGAGAACAGUCGGAGAAACUUGAGAAGUUCAACGAGCAGCUUUUGAAAUCACACCAUGAACACAAACAGGUUCAAGGCCAAGGACAUGCAGCAGAUGGUGAAGCUGGAGGAGGAGAUGGACCGCAGGCCUGCCACGGUGGUGUGAGCGACUGAGACACAAACACACGCACACACGCAGGUGCAGAAACACUCCGCCGCUGACAGCCCUCUUACAACCCAGAGACAAAAACCCUGCCUGCAUCACCGUCUCUGUACUGUUCUGUCAUGCUCACAACACACAGGCAGUAGUUCUCUCCACCUCUUUUUUUCACUUGUAGUCUCUGACCUCCACCACCUCUCCCAACCCACUAAUUUUAUAACACUGAGCCAUUGGUGCUUAUCACUGGUUGACGGGGGUUCAACCACUUGAGGAAAAGUUACUUCAGAGCUGAAGCGACAGAGUCAGACGCAUCCCCUCCUCCAUUGUGUUUCUUCUUUAGGUUUUUUUUAAAUCUUACACUGUUCUCUGCAAUCUACAGCCACACAAACCCAUUCCCUCACGGGUCGGAUGAAGUGAGCAUCCAUUCCUUUUUUUUGUGUUUUAGCUUUUUUUAAAUCAGUACACUUUUAACUGCUCCAGAAACGGAUGAGGGGAGAAGAAUAUGUAUAAGAGUUGUCAUUACAGCACAAAUAAAUAAACUUUGUGAAAUACACUGUAUGCUACACACCAGUCCUGUCCUGAGCACUUUGUAUGUAAUAGGCCAUCAUAACAAUGUGGAAAAUGUAGCAGUACUAGAACUACUAGUUUUCUGUAUUUCAGUAAGAAUGUAUUUUUUAAAAGAAAUCACUGUAUGAAGGAGAAGCAAAACCUCUGUCAACUCAAUCCUACAAUGCAAGAUGUUUGACAUCACGGAAAAUGUAUUAUUGACUUUUUGUUGUUUGCCAAUGUCACAGCAGACUUAUUAUACAUUGUUGAGUCAGAAGACUACAAAGGGAUCACAAGGAAUAUCUAUAUAUAAAAUCACUUGGGUGAUUAUGGCUAGUUUUUUGCAGUUUUCAUCACAAGCACAAUCGAUGGUGUAACAGCUGUACUUCACAUGGCCUCACAAAUGACAAAGUCCAUUAUAUAUAUUUUUGAAUUGCCCAUGCUCAAUUUCAUAAAGCUGCAAAACCCUUUAAUGCAACAUUCUAUGCUCCAAGAAUGUGUCUAAAAUCCUGUAUACUAUGCACACAAAAAAAAAGAUUCCCUCAAAGUUUAAAGUGUACGAACACGAGGAAUUUCCAGUACUGGUAUAGAUAGGAGUAUUACUGUUAUAGUAACCAAAGGUUGGGACUUUGUUCGCCUUAAAUGUAAUGAUUCCAAAAUAGGACAAUGUCAAUAGUAGCAGUGGUGGAGGAAGUUACUUAAGUUUAAAUAAAUGGACAAAUGUGCUCAAGUAAGAAGAACCAUGUUAAAUGUACUUGAAUAAUAGUAAGUACUUACCGAGUAAAUCUAAGUCAGUCUAGUACAAACACGUGAAAGUGUACUUAACUAUUGUGAUGAAUUAAAGGUAUUUGUUACAUUCCACUACUGAUUAGUAGGUACAACACUAAUGGCAUGAUGAUGAUAAAAUCAACUAGACAUUUAUUAUUAAGCCCUUGUUUAAGUAAGACCUUGCAUUAACGGGUUUUGCACUCAAAAUUAAGUCAACGCUGUGAUACACUCAUAUCUAAAUGAAUCCAUACGGCAGCAAAUUAAUUCUGCUUUAAUGCUCGUCUUUAAUUGACUGGCCUCUCAACAUCAGACACGAACUUUGGCCAAUUGAAGCUGACGACAUCUCAUCCUGUCAGUUUCCCUCUCAUAAAGCCAUAGUUAAAGUGAAGUGCUCCCUUAAUAGCUUCUUGACUGCACCUUAUAAACCUCCGCUGGUAAUCCUCGUCGUAUCCCUGCUCGCCUUCGGUCAGGGCAGAUCAGACGCAGUAAUUAUAACAGAUCUGUAACAAAGCCUGAGACAUGGCUGCUACACAAUCCACACUGGGGAUUUACACUCCCAAAAUGGUUCCCACUCAAAUAAAAGUUUAGUGGCUCUGCAGAAGAGUGUUGCUGCUGAGAAAAAGCAACUGCAGAGGGAGAGAUGUGGAAACAUAAAGUUAUUCUGUGGGUACUGUACUUUAGUGCACAUACAAUCAGGUAAUUACACUGCAAUGGCAAACACAAACAAAGACCAAUCACAAUGACUAAGCGAGUCGUGAUAUUGAUAUGAAAAAAGGAAAAACAUGAGGAUAAAAGCACCUUGAGGUAUUUUGGCCUUUUUAAAGAUUUUCUUUUCUGCUGUUUCAUUCUGCUGUAAUUCACUUCAAGGGUAGAUGGGAUGUUCUUGUAUAUACUGGAAUGUGUGUAGUUAUAAUUUACUUUUUGACCAGUUAUGUUCUGUCAUUUAAGGGCUCCGGACAGAGUUGGCGCGCUGUGGGAUGUUUGGGGGACAUUUUUCAAUCACUUGGUUUUUUUUCUCGUUUUGUUUUUUCCAGUCUGCCCUUAAUGCACCACACGACACAGUAUAAAACUCUCACCACAUAUCUAGUGCAGAGAUAAACGAGUAAAAAGUGCUUUUAAAAUCUUAUUCCAUCUCUUUCAAAUGUGCCACUCAGUGUCUGUUAGGACGUUUAAAUUAUUUUAUGAAUGAUAAAAUGCCAAA